This is a messenger RNA of Marmota monax (woodchuck), 1178 nucleotides long. It is a transcript of the gene Selenos, whose product is annotated as selenoprotein S. Gene Ontology annotation, biological process: retrograde protein transport, ER to cytosol; endoplasmic reticulum unfolded protein response. Lineage: Eukaryota; Metazoa; Chordata; Mammalia; Rodentia; Sciuridae. The coding region runs from base 77 to 643 and encodes 188 amino acids. The transcript is spliced from 6 exons. Gene Ontology annotation, cellular component: endoplasmic reticulum membrane; Derlin-1-VIMP complex; Derlin-1 retrotranslocation complex. The record is from RefSeq and is a predicted model, not a curated record.
CACGUGUACGUAACGACCGGCCGGAAGUACCCGGAUAGAGGCGACGCGGCAGGGCUGUGCAGCGGUGGUGGCGGCGAUGGAGCGGGAAGGGGAACAGCUGUCCGCGCGGCCGGCCCUGGAGACUGAGGGGCUGCGCUUCUUGCACGUCACAGUGGGCUCCCUGCUGGCCACCUAUGGCUGGUACAUCCUAUUCAGCUGCAUCCUUCUCUACGUGGUCUUUCAGAAGCUCUCCGCCAGACUAAGGGCCUUGAGGCAGAGACAGCUGGACCAAGCUGAGGCUGCUGUGGAACCUGAUGUUGUUGUUAAACGACAAGAGGCUUUAGCAGCUGCUCGUUUAAGAAUGCAAGAAGAACUGAAUGCACAAGUUGAAAAGCAUAAGGAAAAACUAAGACAGCUUGAAGAAGAGAAAAGGAGACAGAAGAUUGAAAUGUGGGACAACAUGCAGGAAGGCAAGAGUUACAAAAGAAAUGCGAGAAACCCUCAGGAGGAAGAGAGUCCUGGGCCUUCUACUUCAUCUGUCAUCCCAAAACGGAAAUCUGACAAAAAGCCUUUGCGGGGAGGUGGUUAUAAUCCUUUGACUGGAGAAGGAGGUGGAACCUGUUCCUGGAGACCUGGACGCAGAGGCCCAUCAUCUGGUGGAUGAAACUAAGAUUCUUGUUAGUGUCACUUUUGACAUUAGCAAGAUCAUCCCUUAGCCCUUGAUUCGAUUGCCUUACGCACACUUUUCACAGUGACUAGCCCAGGGGAGGUGUGGUUUAUUUCUUUUCUUAACUACACCUGCGUGUUUAAGGGUUUUAGUCAGCAUGGGAUAUAGACAUUGCCAGUAGGUAACGCUCCACUGAAAGUCAGUCAUUGCAGUUGUUGAUUUCAUGAUUCAUUACUAGCUGGUAGAUAGAAGGCCUCUAGCUAAAUAGCAAUCUUGGUAAAAGAGGCCCAGCAAUGAUCUUUUAUGUUGGAAGUCCUUCCUAAUUAAGGACAGUCUCUGUGACAGGUUGCGUUGAAUGAUGUCUUCCUUAUAAAUGGUGAGCCCACCAGUGAGGAUUACUGAUGCAGAUGGUUGAUGGGGUUUGUUUCUGUAUAUUUAUUUUUAUGUACAGAACUUUGUAAAAAAUGAAAUUGUAAAUAUUUAAAACAAAGAAUGACAUUUUUAGCAUAUUUAUUAAAUUUAAGGAAAUUUC